Messenger RNA from Ostertagia ostertagi, 2406 nucleotides. Lineage: Eukaryota; Metazoa; Nematoda; Chromadorea; Rhabditida; Trichostrongylidae. The record is from the annotation of a GenBank genome assembly.
AUGAAGGAGAGCGAAGGCGACCCGCAUCUCAAGCAGCAGCGCAAGCAGGCGCAUGCCGAAUGGAGCCAGCGCAACCAGGCGGCUGCUGCCCGCGGCGCGAAUGCGCUGAUCGUGAACCCGACGCAUGUGGCCAUCGCCAUCGACUUCGAGCCGGGCCGCUGCCCGGUGCCCACGGUCAGCGCCAAGGGCGAGGACCAUGUCGCCCGGGCGAUGCGCGAAGCCGCCGGCGAGGCGGGCGUGCCGAUCAUUGACAUGGGAUCAGCAGUUAGCAGCGUUUUCGGUGGCGGCGGCGCCGGUGGCAUCCUGGGUGCCGUGGGCGGCAUCGUGGGUGGCAUCUUCGGCGGCCCGAUCGGUUCGAUGAUCGGCCAGGCUGUGGGCAACCUGCUGCAGCAGGCCAUCGGUGAAGGUCUGCAGGACGGCAUCGGCAAGCUGGUGCAAGACCACGGCAUGCCCAAGUUCCUGGCCAACGACAUCAAGGCCACGAUCGGCAGCGUCCUCGACGGCCUGACCGACCACUCCGUGGAUGCCCACGUUCAACGCGACGUCAACGGCCAGCUCGGCGACUUCAGGGCCAACCUGGCCAGCGAGAUCUCGCGUGACUUCGUCGGCGCCGUGCUGCAGAUUCGCCAGGCCGGUGGCGAAGAAGGCGGCUCCGGCGGCGGCGGCUGGCUGCAGGCCAUCGCCAAGGCCAUGGGCAAGACCCUGGGCGCGAAGGCCGAGAAGAUGGUCGAGCUGUCCAACAAGAUGUCGGAGCUGCAGAAGAACACGAACAGCGGCAACGCCGAGGCGGACAAGAAGAACGCCAACGAGUUCAACCAGACCAUGACCGAGUUCCAGGCCACCGGCCAGGAAUACAGCAUGCUCAACAGCGUGUUCUCGACGGCCAUCAAGAGCCUCGGCGAAGCGCUGUCGUCCAUGGCCCGCAAGCACCUCACCGGCGCCGACCAGCCCGCCUGGUACUCGACCGUGCAGCCGUCCCCGGACGGCCGCUACCUGCUCGCCUACCUGAAGCUGAACUACCGUGACGCCGAGCCGGCGCUGUCGGUCUUCGACACCGAGGGCCGCCGGCUCGGCACUGGCCUGGCUGCCGGAUGGCCGCGUGGUCUACCUGGCCGGCCCCUUCAUCGUCGUGGCGGGCCUGGACGGCAAGCACGCACCGCUGGGCCAGUUGCCGCUGCCGGCCAACGUGAGCGCCCGUGGCGCCGUCAUCCACCCGAGCCCCGAUGGGCAGCAACUGCUGCUGGAGCUGAGCACCACGCUCAAGACGGCCAGCGGCAUCGAGGUGGCGCACACGCUGCUGUACGUGAGCCGGCUCGACGGCAGCCAGUUCCGCGCGCUGACCACGCUGUCGGACGCCGACCGCAAUUCGCUGCUGGACUUCCACCACGUGCGGGCGAGCUGGUCGCCCGACGGUGGCACCGUGGCCUUCGGCAUCAGCAGCGUCGCCGCCGCCACGCAGACGAACGUGGGAUGGCUCAGCUCCUUCUGCUCCCCUAUCGUCCGGGUCCCCGCGACGUCCGAGUCGCGCGUCGUGGACCGGAAUGCUCUGCCCGGCACGCUCAGCUUGCCCGCCGGUGCAGGCACGGGCGUGCUCGAGACCUGCAAGACCUUCGGCAUGGCGUGGAUGUCCUCUCCCUGACGGUGGCCCGAUCUGUGUCUGAUGCUCGUCGAGCUGGACCGGCCGGCGCCGCUGCAGGACCACGCCGACCUCAACCUCAGGCAGGCCCGCCACGACAGCGACAACCGCCACUACGUCAAGAUCCAGAACGUCGGCUUCAAGCAGGACGAGGUGACGGUGUACGCGGCCGCCACGGGUCAGUUGCAGUACACGGCGCGCGUGCCCCGCGUGACCGACGUCCUGGCGUCGCCCGUGUCGCCCGGCGUGCGGGCUUUCGUCUUCGUCGAUACGGCGAGCGACAAGGGGCUGCUGGCCGUCGUGGAUCUGGCAGACCACCAGCGUCUGCUGGCCGUGCAGCAGGGCGAUGUGGGCCGCUACCUGCACUGGUGGAUGCCGGACGGAUCGCUGCGCAGGCUGCACGCCAUCACCGGCGAGCUGUCGGCAGCCGAGGUGCCGCUGCAGGGGGCGAACGCGCCCAUCGUGUGGCAGCCGAUCGGGCGGCUGGCGCCACCGGAGCCCGGUCUGGUGUUCGCCACGGCCGCGUUGUCGCCCGAUGGCCGGGCCCUGUUGCUGUCGGCGGUGGAGCCGCGCUCGCGGCGCGAGGACCUGUGGAUGGCCGACCCGCGCGGUGGCCCGCUGCAGCGCAUCACGCGCGACGGUUUCGUGUCGUUCGUGCGCUGGUCGCCGGAUGCCCGGCACCUGCUCCUCAGGCGCAGCAACGUGUCGUCGAUCAACACGAUCGUCCAGGGCCAGUGCGCGUACUGGCUCGUGCCGGCGAGCGCGCGUGA